AUGGACAGCCAGCGCCUGUCCUCCUCCUGCCGCCGCUCCGGCACCGCCGCCCCGCUGCCCCGGGGAGCACCCCGGGCGCCCCGCAGCACCCAGCUGGGUCCCUGCAUGGGCACGGGCACGGGCAGGAUGGAUUUCUCGCUGGCCACGGCGCUCAACUCGGAGUUCAGGGAGGCGCGCGCCAAGGAGAAGGUGGAGCUGAUGGAGCUCAACGACCGCUUCGCCGGCUACGCCGAGAGGGUCCGGCUGCUGGAGCGGCAGAACCGGGUGCUGGUGCUGGAGCUGAACCAGGCGUGGGACCGGGAGCCCUGGCGUGUGGCCGGCGUCUACCGGGAGGAGCUGCGUGAGCUGCGGGGUCGUGUGGAGCUCUUGGCCACCGCCAAGGCCCAUCUGGAGACGGAGAGGGACGAGCUCAGCCAGGACCUCGGCAGCCUCCAGCACAAGCUGCAGGACGAGGUGACCCUGCGGCUGGAGGCCGAGAGCAACCUGGCUGCCUACAGGCAGGACGUGGAUGCUGCUGCCUUGGCUCGCCUGGACCUGGAGCGGCGCGUGGGGACCCUGCAGGAGGAGAUCUCCUUCCUGCACAAGGUGCACGAGGAGGAGCUGCGGGAGCUGCAGGAGCAGUCGGCCCCGCAGCGGGUGCACGUCGAGGCGGACACGAGCAAGCCCCAGCUCGCGGCUGCCCUGCGUGACCUCCGCAGGCAGUACGAGGCCGUGGCCACCGGCACCGCGCAGGAGACCGAGGAGUGGUACAAGUCCAAGUUUGCAGACCUGUCGGAUGCGGCCGCCCGCGGUGCUGAGGCUCUGCGCGGAGCCAAGCAGGAGGCCAACGAGUACCGGAGCCAGCUCCGGGCCCUCUCCUGCGUCCUGGAGGCUUUGCGGGGCUCGAACGGGUCCCUGGAGCGGCAGCUGCGGGCGCUGCGGGAGCGCUGCGCGCUGGAUGCGGCCGCGCACCGGGACGCGGUGCUGCGGCUGGAGGAGGAGGCCCGCGGGCUCAAGGAGGGGAUGGCGCGGCAGCUGCAGGAGUACCAGGACCUGCUCAGCAUCAAGCUGGCCCUCGACGUGGAGAUCGCCGCCUACCGCAGGCUGCUGGAGGGCGAGGAGAGCAGGAUCACCAUCCCUGGGCAGAGCUUCUCUACCCUGCAGAUCCGAAAGACCAGCCUGGACACUAAAUCCAUGUCAGAAGCCCACGUGAAGAGGAGCAUCGUGGUCAAAACUGUGGAGACCAGAGAUGGAGGGGUGCUGAAGGAGCCCAAGCAGGAGCCCAAGGAGCUGGUGUAG
Messenger RNA from Pezoporus flaviventris, 1278 nucleotides. It is a transcript of the gene GFAP, whose product is annotated as glial fibrillary acidic protein. Gene Ontology annotation, biological process: intermediate filament organization; regulation of chaperone-mediated autophagy. NCBI's taxonomy places the organism in Eukaryota, Metazoa, Chordata, Aves, Psittaciformes, Psittacidae. Bases 1 to 1278 code for a protein of 425 amino acids. Gene Ontology annotation, molecular function: structural constituent of cytoskeleton. Gene Ontology annotation, cellular component: cytoplasm; cell projection; intermediate filament. The record is from RefSeq and is a predicted model, not a curated record. The transcript has 9 exons.